CUACAGAGUCAGUCGACAAAUGUCUGAUCGAAUAAGGCAAAGAGUGAGCAGAAAAACAGCAGAAUGAACGUUAAAGAAGAAAAGGACGAUUUUGAUGAUCACGAGGAGUUUCUGUGCAGUGAAUUUGUGAAGGAAGAAACCGUCAUUGAAGAGCCGUUUUCGCCUGAAGUCGUGAAAAUAAUCGAUGAAGAGGUUUCCGGAGAGGAUAAACAGCACAACAAGAGGAAAAGUGAGAAAAUUUCCAUCAAAUGUGCAAUUUGUAAGAAGGUCUUCAAGCGGAAUACGGAUCUGAAGAGACACAUGAUUUGUCACUCCGAUGAGAGAAACUUCGAGUGUGCAUUUUGUUCGAAGAAGUUCAAGGAUAAGAAAACAAUUAUCCGACACAUAAGAAUUCAUGUUGAAAAGCCUCGAGCAUGUCCACAUUGCAAGAAGAUGUAUAAGAAUUCUGCAGCACUAGAAAAUCACAUAAAUCGUACCUGCCGAAGUGUGAAAAGAUUGACUGCAUUCUUCUGCAGUGUUUGCGGACAGAUUUCCGAGACUUGGCAUUUGCACAAGAUACAUUUGGCGUUUCAUAAUGGUGAAUUCGACUGUGAGAUUUGUGAUUGCAAACUUUCAAGCAAGAAUUCGCUGAAACGUCAUAUGAUCACUCACAGCGUGAAAAAACCAUUUGCUUGCGAAUUUUGCGGAAAACGUUUCAUAAAGAAAUACAUUUUGGAAAUCCAUAAAGUGAUUCAUUUUAGGCUGAUUUAGCUGCCUAAAAUUGCAGUAAAUUUUUCAGAAAGACUACUAUUUACAAACACAUCAAUCGGAUUCACAGAGGUCUUCCUGUCCAGCCGAAUUAAAAAAAAA
Messenger RNA from Phlebotomus argentipes, 849 nucleotides. RefSeq names its product gastrula zinc finger protein XlCGF17.1-like. The transcript is spliced from 2 exons. The coding region runs from base 64 to 750 and encodes 228 amino acids. Gene Ontology annotation, molecular function: DNA-binding transcription factor activity; RNA polymerase II cis-regulatory region sequence-specific DNA binding. Lineage: Eukaryota; Metazoa; Arthropoda; Insecta; Diptera; Psychodidae. The record is from RefSeq and is a predicted model, not a curated record. Gene Ontology annotation, biological process: regulation of transcription by RNA polymerase II.